Rubroshorea leprosula is the source of this 1864-nucleotide messenger RNA. The record is from the annotation of a GenBank genome assembly. Lineage: Eukaryota; Viridiplantae; Streptophyta; Magnoliopsida; Malvales; Dipterocarpaceae.
AUCUAGAAUAAGGAAUGACUUUAAGUUUAGGGUUUUCUUUAGGGCCGAUUAAAGGAAAAAUAUAAAGCAAGUUGCUUCCAUUAAACAAAGAACAAAAAAAAGAGCGUUGCUUUCAAACAAAUUACAGGUUAUUGUCAGAUUCUCUUGUCCAACAAAGUGUGAAAGAUUCAUGAUAGAUCCUAGUGGCGAGAUUUCGCUGAUUGUGUAGUGCAAGACAUCAACUCUAUUAGAAUUUUGAAGAAUGAAGGUGAGGUUCAUCUAUGCUGUUGUAAAUAAGGGUAAUGGGGUUGGUGUUGAUGGUAAUAAUAAUGAGAGGCCACUUGAAGUUGACAGGGGCAAUGUCACAAUAGAAAGGCAAGGUCUCCAUAAGGACAAUUUUAACAAUUCACAUAAAGAGUUUAAUUCAAAAUAUGAAUCUUUGAGUGAUGAAGAUUUAGGCAGUCCAACUGGCACUAAUGAUGAGGAAUAUUUGACACAUUUACAUACAACAAGAGCUUUGAGGAAGAAAAGGAGGGCUAGAUCUGGAGUUGAAGAAGGUUUAACCUUUAAUACUCAAGCUGGAACAACUCCAGCAUCUAAGCAACCUUCUAUUGACGAAGCAACUACAGCAACUAAGCAACUUAAUGUGGAUGUAGCAAUUGAGCCAGUGUCAAAGAAAAAAGGCAGGCCAAGGAAUAUACCAUUAGAGCAACUAUCUACUAAGGGGAGAGCAAAGUAUAAGAAAACACUUGCUGUAAUUAGAAGAUACAAGACACUAAACAUUAAGCCUAGAAUUGGUGGUCCUUUUGUGUUUCAGGGUAUGUAUGUUUGCUUGAAAGUGUUGACAGAUGGGUGGAAGAAUGGUUCCAAACCAUUAAUUGGGGUUGAUGGGUGCUUUUUGAAGGGUGUUUGUAAAGGGAUAUUGUUAGCAACUAUUGGAAGAGAUGAAAACGAGCAGAUGUAUCCCAUGGCCUGGGCUGUGGUUGAUUUCAUUAAGAAUCUUGCUCUUGGAAUCACAGGUAAAUGGUCAAUGGAGCUUGAAAAGGCCGAAUUUUCCCUUGGGAAUGUCAUAAAUGUUGUUGUUAGUCAAGUGAUGCUCUUGCUAAGGGAAAGAAAUCUACAAUUGAUUUGGGAUAUUCCAGAGGAGAUCAAAACUCUGGCUGUUUAUGGUUGGGUAGCGAUUCAUGUUCAUCCAUCUAUGAAGCAAAUAUCCGAUGGACUAACUAUCGUGCAUACAGAAUUCAAGAUGGUUUGUCCUGGUGAAGGCCUUCCCCCUGAAUUAGUUGGAGACAUGUGCCAUAGCAGUAGAUGGAUAACUCAGGAGGGCCUACGACUUAGCAUGUGCAGAAAAAUCUUAAAGCUUAUGAAUGGUGAGGUCCAAUACAUCAGAGAGUCAGAACGAUGUUAUUUCUUGAUUAUCCUUGAACUUCCCAUACCACCGAGACAGUCAGAGAGUGUUGACUAGUUUUCUGCCCUUGAUAUACCCCAGACCCUAGAUCUUCAUUCAUCAAACUUAAAAUGAGCUAUCUUUUCUAUCACAUACCAUGGGUGCUUUAUUACUUCCUACUUUCAUAACUUGACCUAAAACCCACCUCCUUCUAUCAAUGACCUUCAACACAAUCAUGAAUUUUGGAUAGAACUGGAAGGUAACUGUAAAAUCUCAUAUUGAACUGCAAUUCUGAGUUGCGUUCCAAGGUGAACAACUGUUGCAAGCUUGCAGUUAUGAACCUCAACACAUGAUUGGACAGAACUGUUGUCUCCAACCUGUGAACAUGUAUGUUAAAUCUAGUUUAUGUAUAAUAUCUUCUCGAAGCUACGCAGAGAUAAUUGUAACACACUCACUUAUACAUAUAUAUAUCUUCUGUAAUAAAAUCAGUUCUCUUUA